Molecule: messenger RNA, 7068 nt
Organism: Xyrauchen texanus (razorback sucker)
Lineage: Eukaryota; Metazoa; Chordata; Actinopteri; Cypriniformes; Catostomidae
Gene: mroh1
Product: maestro heat-like repeat family member 1
Exons: 43
Coding region: 258-5213 (1651 amino acids)
Cellular component (GO): cytoplasm
Source: RefSeq, a predicted model, not a curated record
UUUACCUACGUGCGAUACAAUGUAGUGCAAGUGAGACUAUCAAUCCUGAGUUUAUCAACCUUUAUCAAUAUCACUGUCACGUUCAUGAUCAGAAUCAUAAACUGGAUUUCCACCGGGUUUUUCUGGGGAAAGGGAAUCUGAGUGUGUAGCCUGCGGUGCGAGCAAGCCAAGCAGACGUAGUGGGGAAAGAGUGGGCGCUUUUUUGAGGGACUGUACUGGACCACAGAUGCAUUUCUAAAUCUGCUGCUUGCCUCGUCAUGGGUGUAAUAGAGGAGACCGAUGUAGAGCAGGUGACCCUGGCCCUAAUGGAUGCUGCCAAUGACAGGGACCCUGUGGUGCAGGAGCAGGUCAGGAAGUCCAUCUUGACUCUGGGAAAACAGCAGCCUGACAAGGUCCUGUCCAUGUGCCAAGACUACGUGCUCAAACACCCAAAGCUGGUGAUCGGGCACAGAGUGGUGGUCUUGCAAACCAUUGAGUUGGUGGUAAAGAGCAGGAUUGAUGACAUCAGUUACCCUAAGAUCAAGAAUGUCAUACAGCUGGCAUCAGAUGAGAUGACCAAAUCAAAGGAUGUUGUCCCAGAAUGGCAGCAAGCAGCCAGUAAUAUUCUGGUUGCUGUGGGCAACAAAUAUAUCAAUGACAUCAUGGAAGAGAUACUCAGCAAGUUUCAGCCAGGAGUUUUACCUCACUUCUUUGUGGUCCAAACACUAGCCAAUCUCUCAGACUCAAAUGUGUAUGGGAUGGUGCCUUUUCUCAAUGCUAUAAUGGGAACCAUGUUGCCCAUGCUGGGUAUGGCCAAACAGGACAACAUGAAAUGGGUCUUCUCCUCUGCUCUCUGUCGAUUUAGUGAGAGCAUUCUAGAGUAUCUGGCCAACCUAGACAAGGCUCCAGACCCCACUGUUCGUAAGGACACCUUCUCCAGCGACAUUUACUUGGCCUAUGACAUACUGUUCAGCAGCUGGGUCCAGAGCAGGGAGCCCAAGCUGCGUCUGACGGUUGCAGAGGCUUUUGGGUCCAUGAGUCACCUGAUGGCACAUGAUAAACUGGAAGAGCAGCUUCCUAAACUACUUCCCACUAUACUGGGCCUCUACAAGAAGAAUACAGAACACUACAUCAUCAGCAAGAGCCUGUGUCAGGUUUUGGAGGCCUCUGUGAAUAUGGGGAGCAGAGUGUUGGAGACACAGAUUGACAGCCUCUUACUCGCUCUGCACCAGCAGAUAUGUUCACCUGUGGACUUCAGCAAUCCUCCAACUGUGAAAAAUCACAACGAAGUGCUGCGAUGCUUCAGUAUCCUUGCUAACACAUUCCCAGACCGUCUGAUGGCGUUUGUCCUGCAGAGGUUGGAGAACAGUAAUGAAAGGAACAGAAUGGGCUCUCUGGCCGUACUCCGACACCUCAUCAACUCAUCCACCUCCACUAUGGAAACCAAAAAACUUCUAAUUCUUGCCAGCAUCAGACAACCUUUGGCUGACCACAACAAUAAGGUUAAGAAGAGAGUUGUGCAGGUGAUCAGUGCAAUGGCUCAUCAUGGAUACCUGGAGCUGGAUGGAGGAGACCUGCUUGUCCGUUUCAUCAUCCAACACUGUGCUCUACCUGACACUUUCAAUCAAGGUCAGCGACCCCCAGACCCAGAGGAAGUGACCAAUGAAGCUCUGCGGAGCAUGUGUGACAACACACUUCACCUAUUCACUACCACAGUUGGUCGCCUGACAGAUGUACUGUGGCCGAUGCUGCUUUGCUAUCUGACCCCAAAUCAGUACGCCAACGCCACCACCCCCCUGUGCAAGAGUUUAAUUCUGCUGGCCAAUAAGAAACGAGCAGCACACGAACCCAACUUCACCAUCGACUUCAGUGCACAAGGUUCCAGUCUUCCUACCCAGUAUAUACUGAUGAUAAGGCUCCUUGUGAAUGCCUCGUUCCCUUUUCAUUGUCGGGGGCACGGGGCUCCAUCCUUGAGUCUACUCAACGCCAUCAGCCCUAACAUUCAUCCUAAAGCCGAACCACUGUGGGACAAAGAGAUUCCAAAGCUGCUCAAUUAUCUUGAAGAAUCAACAGAAGAGUCUCUGGAUGAAAAGAAAUGGGAAGAGAGUUUACUUCAGCUCCUGACUAAAACCCUGGCAGCCAUUGAUGACAGCCAGUGGACGGGUCAGCUCGCCGUAGAGGCCACACGAUACCUUCCUACCUACAACAACUCUCUGGAUGAGAAGAGUUUUUUGUAUAGAUGUGUUGGUAUGAUUCUCCAGCAGUGCUACAAUAAAGAGCUGGUCAGGAAACAGCUGCAGGAGAUCCUGAUCAGUGCUCGUCACAAUGAUGCAAUAGAAAGAACGGGUGUUGCCAUGGGAAUCGGGCUGUGUGCAAGCAGCCAUCUUGAUGGCACUCUGGAAAAACUGGAGGAGUUUGGGAAAUCUGUUAUCUUCAGGAAAGCCUCAGGGAUAUUUGGUCUACUCAAAGAUAAAAAUGACAUUGAUGUGGAAAAAAUGAAAAGCACUCUAAUUUUGUGUUAUGGUUAUGUUGCGAUGCACGCGCCAGAAGAUCAGCUCCUCACUCGCAUCGAAAGCGUCAUUCUGCAAAACAUCUCCAAGCAGUUCAACACCAAGGUUCUGGGAAUUAAAGUAGAGACCAAGGACCUGACAAUGAAGCUUAGUCUGAUUCAUAGCAUUGGACUCAUCGCCAAGGCGAUCAGCACCUGUGUUUGUAACCAGGGCUUCGUGUUCUCCCGCAAACAAGAGCUUAUGGGUGUUAUGAUGGAUUUCAUUAAAUCUGAACCAGCGGAUGUUAUGCGGACCCCUAUUCGCUAUCUUGUUUUUACCACAUGUGCCAACCUCGUAAACUUAGAUCCCCCUUUAACAGAAAAUGAGAGUUUUGACUUAUUAAAAACAUGUUUGAAUGGAGUUUUUGGGCUUCCAACAGCAGACACACCAGAAAAAGGUAAAGAUGAAGAAGCCCUGGAUCUGCAGCAGAGAGAGGCCUUCUAUUCCGAUACCUUUAACGCUCUUCACGAUUUGCUGAGAAAUGUGUUAGCCAGAGAUUUGAGUCCUGAUGGUCUUCAGUCUGUGUUCAAGCAUAUAGAGAGCUGGUUGAGCUCAGGGCAAGAGCAUGAGCGGGAGAGAGCAAUGAAGACCACGGCAAAGUUACUGCAGUUUUAUUUGGACAAUCUCAGUGUGAAGAACUUGGUGACAUUUCAUAAUCUAGGAGCUCUUUUGGGCCGUCUGGCACCACGGUGCACAGACCCGAACCCUGAGGUGCGCCGGGCAGCCAUUGACUGCAUCUAUAGCCUAAUGUACAUUCAGCUGCGCUAUGAAGGCUUUUCACUGGACUAUAAGGACGAUUCAGUCGAGAGUCUCUUAGAUGUUCGUGAGAAACUAAACAAUCCUGACCAUUCAGUCUUGUACAAAACCUGCUCUGAGCUGACCAAGGUCAUUAGUAAGCGUCUACCCCAGCAGCAGUUGAGCACUCUGUUGUUUAUGUUGUUUGAUGGUUUGGUGGACUCGCAGUCCAACUGCUCCAGAGCUUCCAGUGUGAUCCUCAACACUCUGCUGAAGAACAGAGGUUCUGCCCUGCAGGAUCUGGUACCAGAGAUGUUGGAGGUGCUACACAGUCGGCUACAGGUGAUUGGUGAAGAGCAGGUGAAGGUGGCCGUCUUUCAGUCAAUCCUCAUAUUUGCUACACAGCAUCUGCAGACCGUUAUCAACACACUUGUCGCCUUCCCACUGCCUUACGACAGCUGGAGCUGUGAAAUGUGGAUGGCUCUGGGAGCAGACAGCACUUUGGCCCUUCAAAUCAUGGAGUUGAUUAUCGAGAAGCUCAAUGUUAUGGUUCCCUAUGCGGAUAAGAAGGAGUCCAUGCUGAGGCCUGGUUUGACCAAAGUCGCCACCAGUCACCCAUUGGCUAUGACAUGUGCCCUGCGUGAGAUGAUGCUGAACGGUCAGUCAGCUGAUGCCGUGGCCGCUGUGUUUCCAAAGCUCUUCAGUGCUCUGCUGGUUCGUUUGGGCUCCAGCGUGGGAGUUCAGCUGCCAAAAGAUCUCAACAGCAACAGCAUCAUUUCAGACCGCAAAACAACUAACAAAAACACUGUGGCCAACUUUGAUGUGUGUGGGGUGGCCAUGGAGGCCCUGCGGAUCCUGCUGGCUCGAGCUCAGCUUGACGCUGUUGUGAAACCAUUAGAUCAGGAGGGAGCUUGGGACAAGAUGAAGGAUCCACAGCAGCACAUGACAGGAGUCACUCUGCUCUCCAGAGCUAUGGCCAAGCAUGCUGGUCCAAGACUGCCUGCCAUUGUGGAGAGUCUCUGCCCUUCUCUCAGUAAUAUUUAUGAGUGCCAGAGGAUCACAGUCACAGCGUUUUUCUCUGAGCUGCUGAACCACCAUGUGGUUACUGAACUGAUGAUUCUGGACAUGUUAAUGAACAACAUGAUGGAGAGGAUAACUGACUCUUGCGGCACUGUCCGCAUGCUGGCGAUCCGAGGCCUGGGGAACAUUGCUGUGGGCUCACCUGAGAAGGUGAAUAAGUAUGCAAAGGAGCUUUUAGCAGCUAUGAGUUCAGGCAUGGAGGAAAAGGAUGACCCGGGGAAACACAUCACAUUGGAGGCCAUGUCAGGCAUGUCCAAGAUACUGCUUUAUCUGGACCAAAAGAACGUCCACCUGCUUGUGGUUUACAUCUUCAUGAAGAUUAAACCCUUUCUGGAGAAUGAGAAUGAUGACAUCCGAUGUGCUUCCAUCAUGCUCAUGGGACACCUGUCAAAAUUUGGCUCGAAUGAGCCCGUCUUUAUGGACCAGAUCCACAAUGUUUUGGUCAGCUUGCUGUUGCACCUCAGUGAUCCCAACACUCAAGUGGUCAAGGCAUGCAAGUAUGCCAUGCGGGCGUGUGCUCCAGUUGUAGGUUCGGUACAGAUCUCCGCUAUGUUCCAGAACCAUCUUCAUGAGGAGAAGGGUCUGCAUUAUGGAGAGUUCAUUAAUGACCUCACCAAAUACAUAAUCCAGGAUUUCCCAGGCAUGCUGAACUUCUACCACAUCACCGUCAUUCAGUUCUUCAAGAGUAACUGGGCUGCGAUCAGAGCCGGUGCUGCCAUGUUCAUAGGGUUUCUGCUUGGGAACCUUCCUGAAGAGCAUUUCUCCCAUAUAAAUAUGGGGUCAGUGACCAGGGGUCUGGUAAUAUUGCUACAGGAUCCAGAUCCACUUGUGCGAGUGAAAGCCGCUGAAGCCAUGGGUCAUUUUCACUGACGUAAUCUCCGCUCUACAGCCAUCAAUCUAGUCUUUUAGUUUUGUUGCUUUAAAUAAGGAGAAAGCCUUGAAUUGUUGCUCUUUAAUGGACCUUUAAAGGUUUUAUUAUAGACCAAAGUCUGUACAUUAGUUCUGUAAGAAAAUAGAAGAAUUAAACAGCUAUGAUGUGUCAUGUUACAGCACUUUUAUUAUAAGUAAUGUCAGAUAUGUGGUGUGUGAUUCCUUCCAUGGUUCUUGUCACCAGCAAUGGGUUUGUAAUAUAUGGUAUAGGUACAGUAGGUACCUGGCAACCCUUUAAACAUUAGACUUACAAAAGAAAUAUACAAGUUUGCUUGGCUGUUCCUGAAGUGUACUAAAUGAAUAUCAGCACAAAGUCAUUAAAGUAUUUAAGAUAAAUUAGUAUAUUUAAACAAAAAUAAAAACUUUUAUUAUCAGGUUUUCCGGAUAAUAAAAUUACAGUACAUAAUACUUCUCAGUUAGAGUAGGUUUUGAGUAUUUAGUUUUUAAUUCUAUCAGAUUGUAUCAAGCAAACGGUUGAGUCACACCGUACCAUAUACCUUCAGCAAUAAAUAACCCUAAAAGGGCUGUGUAUUAGUGUAAGCUGCUGAGCCACUAACUGAGACAGAAAUAGUUUAUCCCUGUUGUCCACAAUCAAAAUUGACAUUUAAAUUAGCUUUGUUUUUUGUUUUUUUGAUUUUUGCUUCUGAUUAUAUCUCAUUCACUACAGAGACAGAACUGUGCUUCCUUCUAGUCCAAAGUAAAACAAUGGAGAGAAACUGUGCCAAAACAUUGAUAUGUAUUAGACAAAUCAAUGUAGAUUUGAUAUUAAAAGAAUUUAUGUAUUGCAUACUCCUUUUGUGAUUCAUCUGUGUUGUCUUGUUGCGUUUUGCAAAUUACAGAUUGUUUGCAAGUUAAUUAGUAAAGUGCAAAGAAUUUCAGGAUAAGUGUUAACUGUUUUAGAGAUUUGCAUGAAGAUUUAAUGUAUUAAACUUCUCAGAAUAUUGAGAGUUUUGAAUUGGACAAAUAUGUUUGAGAAGUUUGGUAUGCUAAGAAGUUCAGUACAUGGGACACGUGUCCUCUAUGAAGGUGCUACAUAUUAAUAUUCAUUACAGUUGCUAUAGUGGAUUGUCUGGUACAGUUUUACAAUAUAAUGUCUAAUAAUGUCUUUUUCUUUAGUUAGUUAAUAUUUUCGUGAACUUUGCAUAAACAAAUUAGGGAAAAAAAAACCUCUGUAAAGUGCACUGGUGUGAUUCUCAACCUCACAAGAACCACACAUGCUUUAAUCCAGUCAGUUUAGGAUACGAUCUUAGGUCAUGAAAAAUAUCAAGUUAAAAAUAUGCAAUUAUAUAGUCUCAGUAUGUGUAAAUGAUCUCUUAUGUGCAAACUGUUUCAGAUCGAGUGCUUAUUACCACUAAAACUCAAGAUAUAGAGAAAGAGACAAAAGUUAAAACUCCUUAAUGCUCUGGGCUUUUAAAAUAGCACAAGCCAAUCAAAUUAAAGCACUUCCUAUGGACACAGACCAUUAAUCUAAAUGCUUUAUCCAGAGAUUAGUAAUUAAAGACAGUUAUUUUAUUUGGUCAGGAAACCUGUGCUGAAAUGACAGAGUCAGAGUGACUGAAAGGUUGUUUGAGCAAGAAAAACUGUCACUGGAAGUUUCACAGGUCUGCAGGAUAAUCAUUUUGUCAGGUGUGCUGUUGUUUGCAUCUUCCCAUGAAUUUGUUAAUUUGUUUUAUAUGUAUUUUGUUUCUAUUUAGACAAAACUGUUUUGUUUCAUGUAAAAGAGCUCAUCUCUUGAUGAUGUAGAUAAGAAUAUGUAUGUCUGAAUCAUUAAAGUUAUUAUACAUGGCAACUGAAA